Molecule: messenger RNA, 1569 nt
Organism: Debaryomyces fabryi
Lineage: Eukaryota; Fungi; Ascomycota; Pichiomycetes; Serinales; Debaryomycetaceae
Gene: TAF4
Product: Taf4p
Exons: 1
Coding region: 1-1569 (522 amino acids)
Biological process (GO): transcription initiation at RNA polymerase II promoter
Cellular component (GO): transcription factor TFIID complex
Molecular function (GO): DNA binding; RNA polymerase II general transcription initiation factor activity
Source: RefSeq, a predicted model, not a curated record
AUGUCGGAUGUAUCAGGUGGAGAACUGCUGUCGCAUAAAAGAAGCGUGGAUUCGGCGGUGAAUGAGAACGAUGACAUGCAAAAUAAGAGACAAAAGACAGAGGAGUUGGGCGGCCAUGAUGACCAAUUUAACGCAAUUUUCAACGACCCACUUCCUGAAUUUGGUGGCAAUGAGAGCAAUUCAACUCCAUAUAACGAUAAUGGCCAAGAGGGUGAAUUAGGGGCUGAAAAUUUCGAUGCUACUUUGCCAAAGGAAGGCGACCCGUUAGACAUAGACUUUGACAAUUUACCAACGAACUUUUUGGAUUCUGAACUGGUGGCAGGCGCAAAUAAUGGAUCACAGGUGGGCACCCCGAAUGGAUCUGGGUCGGUGCCGAAUAUUUCUGCUACUACCAAUUCAGCAAGCAUGUCGGCAUCUCCGAAUAACACGCCAAGGCCUACACCACUUUCCAAGACCAAUAGUAGAUCAGAAACACCGGUAGGUGGCACCUCGAGACCUACAUACGAUGGAACGAAUUUAAAACAAGAAUUUGGUGCUAAUAAUUUAGUGAACAAACAGGACAUUUUGAAUCGUUACUCGCAAAUGCCAUCCACCAAUCGUAUGAACCACCUUACCCCUCAACCCCAAGGAAUACAGGGGUUGAAUACGUCCAAUAUUGAUAGAAUUCCAAGCGCGAGUACUAGUAAUAAAGAGCAAUUGCAUACCAAUGAUCCGUCCAAAUUAAAUGACGCAUUGGCGGCCGCCGGGGUCGAUAUUCAACACGAAGAAGAAUUGUUGAUGCAACAACAUUUAAACAGAACAUCUAGGUUUCCAUCAGCACAACAGGCCCCUAGGCAGAGGUUCGCACAAACGUCAUUAUUCAAUCCAUAUCAUGUGGCAGCAUUCAUGCAAAGAGUAGCCAGAGAAAAUGGCGUUAUGCAAAAUUUUUACCAGGAUGCAGAACUUCUUGAAUUAAUGUCAGCUUCUUGUGAGAAUUGGUUAUCCAAUAUACUCACCAAAACCAUAAUAUUAUCUCGUCAUCGUAGGAGAGGAAUACCAACAAUUACAAACACCAAUAAGAAUAAAAAGUCUGCAUCAAAUUCAGCUUCCACGUCCAAUCCUGCUCUGAGAUCUGAGCUUUCUAAAGAACUCAGAAAUCUUGCUGCCAAACAGAAAGAAAUGGAAGAAAGAAGAGUUUCAAAACGUAUGGCUCUAGGCCUAGAAAAUAAUGGUGCUGAUCCUGCCAACGGAGACGCAGCAAAUGGGAAGGCUGGUGCCGAGGAAACGUUACAUAGAGCUGCCAAUGCUACUGCUGCCAUGAUGACAAUGAACCCUGGCCGUAAGAAGUAUUCUUGGAUGACUGCCAAUGCUGGAUCAGGUGGCGGUGAUGAUGGUAAGGCUGCAACUGAGAAAGAUGGCAAAAACAAACAAAGUUCUAUCAUUGCUGUUAGAGGUGAUAACGGGUUACGUUUCCGUGAAAUAAGGUCCGGUAAUUCCGUUACGAUGAAAGACCUUUUAGGUGCAUUAGAGGACGAAAGAAUGGGAACAGAAAAAGCAGUCUUGAAAGGAUAUGCUAAGUUAAAAGAUUAG